CUGUUUUUAUUUUCGCGCCAACCAAGAAAAAAACCUAGACUUAUGGUAUUUCGAAACUUAAAAUUUUAUAUUUUGAUGAUUUUGCAUAAAAUAAACAAGAAAUUAUGGAUUUAAUUAGUUCAACAACUGUAGAAAGCUUUCACAACGAUAAUUCCCAUACAAUAACAAUGAAUGCUAACCAAAAUACCGAAGAAAAUCCACCUGAAACUGAUCCAAAUGAAAAUAGCAGUGCCAACAGUUCUUUUAAUAAAAUGGAAUGUCUUCUGGUUGAAGAGGAUGAUGAAGAUGUUUUAGGAACUGAAAGUCUACGAAUGUCUGGCUCUGACGACGAUGGUGAUAACAUAUCUCCAGUGCGUCGAAAGAAACGUCCCACACAACAGAUCGUCGAUAGUGAUGAAGAUGAUGAAGGAAAGGAAGGAAAUGUAGACAAUGAUAAUAAUGAGGAAGUCAAAGAGAAUGAAAUAUCCCAUAAGCCAAAGAAGUUCUCGGCUUUGAUAGAUUCUGAUAGUGAACCUGAAGAAACAAUAGAUGAGGUUAUAGAAAAGCCAAAUAGUCCAAAAAUAAGUGAGGACGAGUCGGAAGCCGAUGAGAGAUCAGUAAAAGAAACAAAACAAAAAAAGAAGAAAAAUAAACAAGAGAAAUCCAAGAAAAAGAAAAAGGAUCCUAAACCAAUUACAUCGGAUAGUGAAAAUGAGGAAGAAUCAACAAAACCAUCGAAAUCUAAAACGAAAGUCUCAGAUCUUGUUGAUUCUGACAGUGAAUCUUCAAAUGCUAGCAGUGAUCACGAAGAGGAAAACCAGGAGAAUAAAAAACCUCCAGCUCCACGACAGAAGAAACCACAAAGAGCAUCAGCAAAGAAAGCUAUGGACGAAAUGCAGGCCAUUCAAAGUGAAACCCAAAGGCUAUACAGAGAAACUGAAGUCAAUAUUCCUUAUCACAAGCCAAAGCGACACACCCUCAAAGAAUUCCUUACCAGACGCACCAUAGUUAAACCGUCACUUAAUCAGCUGGGACCUGGAAAAAGUCUUAAAAUGUCUCCUGAAGAGCUGGAGGAAUACGCGAAACAAUUGGAAGAACGCGCUAAGGAAGCAACUGAAUUCUUCAAGAGUGAAUCAGAGGAUGAACUUAAAGAUGUUGAAGAAAAUGAAUCAACAGAUAAGAAUCCAUCUGUCGAACCAAUGGAAACGUCUAUUUCCGAGACAAAUAUUAAUAAUGAAUCGGAAGCACCAGCAGAAGCAGUACAACCUGAUGCAACACAACCGUUAAACACUGAAGAAAUAGACCAAAUUUUAAAAGAACAUGAAUUUAUAUCACAACCUUCGACUGAAGAGCUUCUAAAUGACCUUCAAAGUGAAUCCGAACCGCAACCAUCUACAUCAGCUUCAACCUCUAAUGGUCUUUUAAACGAACAAGAGAACAAAGCAAGUCCAUCUGCUGCUAGACCAUCCGCAUUGGCUGAACUUAAACGUCGUCUCAUUGCUGAUAAGUCUAUUCCCCUUGUUCCAAAAUUAAAAGGUGAUGCAAAUAUGAUGAUUGACUUUGAAACUGGUGACAUGUUUGCACGCAAGCCAACUGGCGUUGAAAACUUAUUCCAACGAUUUAUUAAAUCAAAUAAGAACAACAAAAGGAAACCAGAAGAAACCACUCCCAGUCAAGAACUUCAAACAACACUCAAAGUUGCUGUAAUUCAAGAGUCUAACAAAGAAAAAGAACCCAAACCUGGAGCAGCUUAUAUGAAACUCAAGGAAAAUCUGCGAACUCUGAUAAGUAGGAAACGCAAGGAAGAAUUUAGAAAGAAAAUCGAAGAAACCAAAGAAGAGGAAGAUGAAUAUAACAAAUGCUGCGGUUUGGAUGAUGAAGAGUUUGAUGAAGAGGACAAAAAGGAAGAGAGAGAAUCCAAGAGUAAAUCUAGAAAGUCUCAACAUGAUAUUGUGAUUGACGAAGAAGAAAAUGAAAUUGAUUUAGAAGAAUACGAAAAUGAUGAAGAUGAGGAGGAAAACCAGGACACAGAAAUCGCCGAAGAAAACACUAAAGGCGAAGAAAAUGAAGAAGAACCAGAAGCAGCCGAAGAUGAUAACGAAGAGGAAAAGCAAGACGAUGAUGAAAACAAGAGUGACAGUAGCAGUAGUGACGAAGAAGAGCAAGAAAAUAAUGAAGAUCCAUCCAUGCGCAAACAUCGAGUUAUUAAAGCAUUUGAAGACUCUGAUGAUGAAGUGAACCCAGGUUUGAAUGAAACAUCUACUAGCGUUCUUUAUGCUGAAGAAGAAAAUAAAAAUCCAGUAGAAGUUGAAAAUGAGUUGUUAGAUUUGUGUUCGGGACAGUUUGCUGCGACACAAGCAGCCACACUCAUAAGCCAGAUACCUAUCACACAAACUCCAGGAAAUGUUAACGAAACUGAGUUAGAAGAAUUGUGCUCAGGAGUUUUUAAUGAAGGAAACACACAAAUUAAUGGUACUCAAAUACAAGAAACCCAAGUUGAAAAAACCCAAAAGACUGUUACGAGGAUUUUAUCGUCUGAUGAAGAAAAAGAACCAGAUGAAGAGGUUUCCAAAUCUGAAGCAAAGAAAGUAAAGAAACUCAGAAAGAAAAAGAAGAAACACAUGAAACUAGGAUUUUCGGAUGAUGAAGAUGACGAAGCAGAAGAAGAGCUAAUCUCUGCAGAAGAGAGCGAAGAAGAAGAAGAAAUCCCACAAACCUUCAUAGAUUAUGACUCGGAGGAAAAUGAAAUCGAGGUUCAAAUGUCUAAAAAAGAUUGUCUUAAGCAAGCCAAUACCUUUUUGGAAAAAGAAGCAGAACUUUCUGAAUCCGAAUGGGGGAGCGCAGAUGAAGACGAACAAAAUCUGGAUAAAUACGAUCAGGAAUUGGGAGACGAAGAUGAGUUUGAUCAACAGAAACUUCAUACCGAAUUGGAGCAGAUUCAUAUGCGUAAAGUCCUCGACGACGAUAUUCGAGAAGUGAAAAAGAUUCAAGAGAUGUUAUUUGAUGACGAAGAAGCCGAUGGUGUUGGACGACAACGCAAAUUUCGCUGGAAGAAUGUCGAAAGUGGUUUUAGUUUAGAUGACCCCGCUGGCGGUGGUGCUGAUAAUGAUGAUCAGGUUGAUAGCGCAGACGAUGAGGAAGAGAUGAAAUGGCGCAAAAUGCGUUUCGAAAGGGAACAGUUUUUAAUGCAACGGACAACGGAGGAAAUUCUUGCUGAUGUGUCAAAAACAGAACUUGGUAAAAAACUGAUUGACACUAUGGUGGAACCUAAAUUGAACUAUGUAAUUGAAAACGAAGUCAUUGUGGAAAAAGAAUAUAAGAAACCUUCGUUCCUUAUUAAGCAAAAUGAUCUUUCGAAAAUGAGAAAUUCAGUUUUAAAUUAUGACAAGGACAUUCUUGCAAAGAUUGCAGAAUCAAUUACAAAAUCGGGAGAUUAUGAAAGAACUGAUAAUGAACAAGUGCAACAGAAAGCCAGCAAGACUGGUAAUUUUGUUUUCGCUCCAUUGACUGAAGAAGAAAAAGAGAUGCGAAAAAGAAAGGCUGAAGAAGAAAAAAUGGGUAAUGCUCCGAAGAAAAUGAAAACUUGCACGAAUAAAUCGUUGUUUUUGGAUGGACUGCUGUAAUUUUAAGUUUUAUAUUUUAUUAAAGCUGUAAAUAAUAUAUUUUUUAGUAAUUUAAGAUAUUCUCCAUAGUUAUAAUAAUAAUAAAAAUUAAUAACUUGCAAUAUAAAAAAACG
Molecule: messenger RNA, 3715 nt
Organism: Episyrphus balteatus (marmalade hoverfly)
Lineage: Eukaryota; Metazoa; Arthropoda; Insecta; Diptera; Syrphidae
Product: claspin
Exons: 10
Coding region: 105-3602 (1165 amino acids)
Biological process (GO): mitotic G2 DNA damage checkpoint signaling; activation of protein kinase activity; mitotic DNA replication checkpoint signaling
Molecular function (GO): anaphase-promoting complex binding
Source: RefSeq, a predicted model, not a curated record